GUCACAGACGUCACCGAAUCCGGCAACACUAAAAUGGCCUCUAACAAAAAGUAACCUCACAUUGUAUUGGACAUAAUUUACAUGUGGCGUUUCAAUUUCUCCUUUUAAUCGCUUAUCAUUAUCGUGUACAAGAAAAUUCAAAUCGUGUUUUACUGCAAUCAGUAGUAAGUGCGCGACUAUCGAAUUAUAGUGAAUGAUGUAAAUGAAGUGGCAGGUGAAUUUUUGCACCUAAAUUUUGAGUUUUCGGUCCGACCUGAAUGGGACCAAAAAUGCCAGUUUCAUGUGAAAAUUCAGAUUCAGCUAUCAGUUCGUCCAUCCGGGAUUCGCUGGGGACGUACAAUAGCAUAACAAAAUCGUCCAAUUUGGGAAUAGGAAAGAAUCAACUGAGUGCCGCGUUGAAACAGACUCUGUUGAAGCCAAUUGAAUAUGUUGAAUCGCCACCCGGUUUCGGUUACUCUAUUCAAGAAUCGUUGAAGGCAAAGUACACCGUACUGAGGCCAUCGGAAGAGGAAAAAACGACAACAGCGGCAAUCAGUGGUUCAACGUCUCAAUUGUCCAAAUGUGGCAACGGAACAAAAUUGAAUGGAGCCAGUCUGCCAUCGCCGAAAGUAGUUCUGUUUCCACGGGAUAAAGUUCAAAUUGGCUGGGGAAAUGCGAGGAAGUGGUCGGUCGGCUCUGGUAUGGUAAAUUUGGGGAACACUUGCUAUCUCAAUUCAACGUUGCAAGCCCUGUUCCACGUACCAUCAUUCGCCAAUUGGCUACAGUCCGACAGUGAUCACCGGAGCCGGUGCGAAGAAUUAAGUGGCUCUCAACACGGCUGUAUAAUCUGCGCAAUGGCUGACGUUCUGCAAUCGACCCAAUCCAAUCAAUGUCCAACGAAACCGAUUCAAGUCUAUUCGAAGCUGAAACACAUUUGCCGUCACUUGGUGCACGGUCACCAGGAAGACGCUCACGAAUUUCUACGCUAUCUGAUGGAGUCGAUGGAAAAGGCAUUUCUGGCUCGCUACAAAAACAGCAAAGAAUUCGAGCAGUACACGAAAGAGACGACACCGAUCAAUCAAAUACUUGGCGGCUACCUGCGCACAUCCGUCAAAUGUCUGUCCUGUCAAUACGAAUCGGUAACGUUUCAACAUUUCGAGGACCUGCUGCUGGACAUACGCAGGGUGAGCACCAUCGACGAAGCGUUGAAGUAUCAUUUUGCGCGCGAACGUUUGGAGGAAAUGGAUUACACAUGCGAAUCGUGCAAGAGAAAAGUGUCGGCCACCAAGCAAUUUUCGUUGGAACGAGCGCCGGUGGCGUUAUGCAUCCAAUUGAAACGGUUCUCCGGCAUCAAUGGCAAGAUCAGCAAACACAUCAACAUUUCGCCGUAUCUCGAUUUCAGUCAAUAUUCGUCCAGGGACAUGAAGCAUAGUCAAUUAAAGUAUAGAUUAGUAUCGAUGAUCACGCAUCUGGGCUCAACGCCACAGUGCGGUCACUACACAGCGAUCGGAUGCUGCCAGGACGGAUCGUACUAUCAAUUCGAUGAUAGUUCCGUGCGAUCAAUGUCCAACAACAGUAUGCUGAACACCAAUCCGUACAUCAUUUUCUACGAAUUGGUCCCAUCAUCCAAGCCAGUGGCAACAUCCACCUCGAUGGUACACGCUGAGAGUAGUAACAAGCGAACCGAAACCAGUACCCUAUUCAUUGGUCCGUUGUUGCCGGUGACGAGUACAGUGAACAAACCGGUCCUAUCGCCGGUGGUCAACGGUUGUGCAACGAAACCAUACGCUUCGUCGACAAGCAAUGGAUUCGUCGAUAGUAGGAAAUUGGUUACCGGUCCGAAUAAUCCGAUGACACCGCAGAGGAAAAUCAACGACACGGCAUCAUCGGCUGCCAUCACUAAGUUAGCGUCCACCAAUGGCAGUACGUCGACUGAAACGUUGACCAAAAAUGUGGACAAGAACUGGACGACGGUGUCGGAAUCGUUGCCAUCAAUUGUAAAUACGAGUAAUGCACUGCCCAUGUGUGAUCCGCUACGAAUUUCUGAACCAGCCAACAAAUCAUGCACGGAAACGGUAACCAAAAAAUCAUCCGACGACAGUAGAAGCAGCAGCGAUUCGGAAUCGGAAAUGUCGUCGACACCGAAAUUAGCCACACUGCCUAGUAUGCCCGAACUGAAGUCAAAUUCACCGACAGCGCUUCAGAAUGGAAAUGUUACACCGUCAUUGAAUGGCAUUCGAUCGACGGACACGGGAGACUCCAAACGAAGUUCGGACAGUGGAAAUUCGUGCACACCGAACAAAGAAUCGGUGACAGCGAACAGUUCGGCACGAAAGUUUCACAGCACGUUAGACCAUAAAGGCACGGUGGCCGUAUAUGUUUCACCGGCGAAAACACAUAGUCCAAUCAAUCAACCGAAGUGCGAAGCAAAUCGGAAAUUAGUAGCGUUAACGUACCGGGAAUCGGCUGAAAGUGAAAAUAAAAUCCGAAGUCCCAGCCUGCCGGUGAAUUCGUCGCGUCAGACACUGAAUCCGUUCAGUAAAACUAUCGCCAAAAAUGGUAAACACAAACCGAACGGUCACCAUGCUCACCACCACAGCACAUACAAUCAACGGACUGCGAAACCGACAAACGGUUAUGUGGUUAGUCCACGCAAAAGUCUCGUUCCAUACGUUUGUCACGACGAUUCGGAUAGCAACGAUGACGAUCGCAACUCACCGCCAAUGGUCAAAACGAAAGCGGGACCGUUCCAGGUGACGAAAAACACAACAAAUGGCAACAGUAACGGUCACCGUGUCGGUGAUGCGCGAAUGUCAUGGUCGAAAUCUAGUAAUGGUGGACGAAUACCGUCGCUGAAUACGUGGAACGGCAGCACGUCUAUCUUACAGGAUGAGAUUCUGAACGAACAACGCGAAAAUAAGAAACGCAAAUUGGACAAAGACUUCGACCAGGACAUCGACGUGGGAAGAAUGAAGAAGAAACGUAGCAACGGACACAAUGGCGACCGCGACAAUCCCAAUUACAAUGCAUUCCAGGAACAUCAGAAUCGAAGCCGUGGUCCACCACAACGACACCAUCGUCGCAAUAACAACAACAACAGCAACAAUAACAACAAAAAGAAUCGAUUCUUUCCCGUUAAGAAAUGGAUGCACGGUCAAGAUAUCCGCAACCAUUUACAGUUUUAGGAUUUGUCGAAUUGGCGAGAGAGUUUUCUCUGCGCUCUGUUUGUCAAACUGAGCUGAUUUGGUUGCAAAACAUUUUUUUUUCUCGUUACGAUCGGAGAGAAUCGGAUUCGCAAUGCAUUGUCAAUGUCAGAAAUUCUGUUGAUUACAAUUUUUCGUAUCUAAUAGGUUUUUAUUAAAAUUGAACAGUGAGAAAUAGGGAGGAAAGAAGAAGCGGUAGUUUUUAAGCAUAAUAAUUAUAAGACCCGACUUGUAUGUACAAUUGAUUAAGAAAUAUUAAAAUGAUGUUCUUCAUCUCACCUAAAA
Bradysia coprophila is the source of this 3467-nucleotide messenger RNA. It is a transcript of the gene scny, whose product is annotated as ubiquitin specific peptidase 36. Gene Ontology annotation, cellular component: nucleus; cytosol. Gene Ontology annotation, molecular function: cysteine-type deubiquitinase activity. The record is from RefSeq and is a predicted model, not a curated record. Gene Ontology annotation, biological process: regulation of apoptotic process; protein deubiquitination. Lineage: Eukaryota; Metazoa; Arthropoda; Insecta; Diptera; Sciaridae.